Molecule: messenger RNA, 264 nt
Organism: Postia placenta MAD-698-R-SB12
Lineage: Eukaryota; Fungi; Basidiomycota; Agaricomycetes; Polyporales; Adustoporiaceae
Exons: 3
Molecular function (GO): heme binding; monooxygenase activity; oxidoreductase activity, acting on paired donors, with incorporation or reduction of molecular oxygen
Source: RefSeq, a predicted model, not a curated record
GAUACCGAGAGGCAUUUACCAUCACGGGGAGGUCCUAUUUGCCGAGACCCAAAGUCAAUUGUGUUCGGGUUUGGCCGAAGGAUUUGCCCUGGCAGAUUCCUAGCUGAUUCGAGUGUAUGGCUUAUAGCUGCUAACCUAUUGGCAACAUUCGAUAUCAUGAAUGCUCGCCAUCCCAACGGGGAUGUCAUUACACCAGAAAAUGCUUUCCUGUCAGGCGCAGUCAGCCAUCCUAAACCUUUCAUAUGCACCAUUCGCCCCAGGAAC